Messenger RNA from Paramecium octaurelia, 733 nucleotides. The record is from the annotation of a GenBank genome assembly. NCBI's taxonomy places the organism in Eukaryota, Ciliophora, Oligohymenophorea, Peniculida, Parameciidae.
AUGAUUUUAUUUAUAAGGCACGGAGAAAGAGCAGAUAUGGUUGAUAAUCCAACUGAAAGGAAAAAGGUUCUAUUAAAAUUUGAUCCCCCUCUAACAGAAAAAGGUGAGUGUUAGGCAAAAAUUACAGGUGAACAAUUAAGAAUAUAAAUCGAAGAAUUUGCAAAUCAAAAGUAAAUGAAAACUUAUGAUUUAUCAAUUGUAAAAAAUAUUUUAGAAAUUUAGAAUUUUAUGUCCUCACCAUUUUUGAGAUGCAUCUAAACUGCUUUGAUUUUGAUGAAAGAGAUUCCAAAUAAUUCCAAUCUAUAUAUUUAAGAUGAAAUUGGAGAAUUAAUGUACUCUCAUUCAUUUAAUUAAAAUGUAUUGAUGUAAUUACAUCUCAACACCGUGUAACACCCAAUUUUAACAAUUGAUUAUAUUAAAGGAAUUUAAAUUAGAAAAGAAAAGUUAUUUAAUGCUAAUCUACCUUAGCCUAAAUAUCCUGAAGAGUAAAACUAUUGUUAACUUCGAGUUGGUAAGUUUUUUUAAGAAUUAUUAACACAUAUGAAGUAGUCUUCGAAUAAAAAGAAUUCCAUUUAUAUAUGUAUAACACAUCAAGGAGUAGUUUCAUUAACUUUAAACAUUCAAAAUGUUAAGAGUCCAUUUUUAGUUGGUUAAUGUGGUCUGUCCUCAUUUAUUUUAGAUGAUGAUGGUCUUUUAAAAAACUAAUUUAAAGGGGAAUCCCUUUGGAGCUGAG